CAAGUCCUGAUGAAGCUCUUGAACUCUUGAGUUUAAAGGCUUUCAAGAAAAGCUCCCCACCAGAAAAUUAUUCGGACCUGUGUGACGAUAUUUUAGGGUAUGCUCAGGGGCUGCCGUUAGCUCUUGUGGUUAUAGGUUCUUUUCUAUGUGGUAGAAGCGCCAAUGAAUGGGCAAGUGCAAUUGACAGGCUAAAAAAUACACCAAAUAGAGGAAUUAUGGAUGUGCUUCAGAUUAGUUUUGAUGGACUAGAGGACAUAGACAAAGAAAUUUUCCUACAUAUUGCUUGUUUUUACAAGCGGAAAGAUAAGGAUCGUGUGACACAAAUACUAGACUAUUGUGAGCUGAACCCUGUCAUUGGAUUAAGAAUUCUUGCUGAUAAAUCUCUCAUUACUAUUUCCAGCAACAAACUGUCAAUGCAUGAUUUGCUACAAGAACUGGGCUGGGAAAUAGUUCGUCGACAGUCUCCUAAAGAGCCAGGCAAACGUAGUAGAUUAUGGUCUCAUGAAGAAAUCCACAAUAUGUUGAAGAAAAAUAAGGGAACAGAAGCAAUCCAAGGCAUGGUAAUGGAGUUGCCUGAAUUAGAAGUGGCUCAUUGGAAUCCAGAAGCCUUCUCAAAUAUUUCUCAACUUAGUCUUCUCCAUAUUCAUAAUGUGGACCUUCCCAAUGGCCUCACUUGUCUUCCUAGUUCCUUGAGACUCCUGGAAUGGCCUGGGUGUCCGUUAAGAUCUCUCCCACGAAAGUUCGAACCAGAUGAACUUAUUGAACUUAACUUGUGUCACAGCACUAUUGAAAAUCUUUGGAAGGGAACAAAGAAUUUUAAGAAGUUGAAGUUCAUCAAACUCUGCCAUUCUCAAAACAUUGUGGAGACCCCAGACCUCGCAGGCGUUCAGAAUCUUGAGAGUUUAGAUCUUGAAGGAUGUAAGAGUUUGGUAAGAAUCCAUCAAUCCCUUGGAUUUCUCAAAAAACUUACUGUCCUGAAUCUUAAAGACUGCAAAAGUCUUGAGAAUCUGCCAGAUAGAAUUGAAAUAGAAUCUCUUGAAAAAUUUAUUCUUUCUAACUGCUCAAAAAUUAAAAAGAUUCCCGAGUUUGAUGGAAAUAUGGAGUGUUUGUCUGUGCUUCAUCUCGACGAGACUGCCAUUGAGGAACUGCCUGUUUCAAUUGGACGCCUGAGUAGCCUAGUGUCAUUGAAUCUAAGUAACUGCAAAAAUCUUGUUUGUCUUCCAAGCACCAUCAAUAAUUUGAAGUUUGUUGAAAAUCUUGAUCUUUCUGGAUGCAUGAAACUUGGCAAACAUCAGGAAAGCGUGGGGGAGAUGGACUGUUAUGAGGAAAAUGAUUUGCAUAGUGGGUCUGCAAUAGAAAUGUCAUCUACCCAUGAUCUCAUAAAGUAUGUGAGAGGUUCAAUCUUUCAUGGAUGCGAAGUAGUUUGGGGAUCUUUAAAUAAGUUCUUGCCUUCUGGAUUGGUGCAAAAAGUGAACACAGAGCCCAUGAGUUUCUACUUGCCUAUAUCGGGUCUGUGUAAUUUAACAUAUCUGAACCUGAGUAAUUGCAAUCUUGGUGAAGGAUCAUUUGCCAACGAAUUUGGUUACUUUCCCUCUUUGGUGACCUUGAAUCUAUGUGGAAACAAUUUUGUUCGUCUUCCUUCAGGCAUUAGAUUGCUUUCUAAGCUUGAGAACUUUAACGUGCAGAAUUGCAGGAGACUUGAAGAGUUGUCAGACCUUCCAUCAAAUAGUAUCCUAGAUUUAAGGGCAGAUGGUUGUACUUCACUGAAAUACUUGUUUGAUGCAUCAAAUUUGAACAGAUUAAACAAAUCAUAUUUCAAUUUCAUCAAUUGCAUCAAUAUAAAUGGCAAUCAAGGAUGCAAUAACAUAGCAUUUGAAAUGCUGAAGACAUUCAUGUAUCAGGGAAUCUCUAAUAAGAGGGAUACUUUUCGAAUUGUAAUUCCUGGAAGUAAUAUUCCUAAGUGGUUCAGCCAUCGAAGUGUUGGGUGUUCAUUAAGUUUAGAGCUGCCUCCAGAUUGGGAUAGCCGUAGAUUUUUGGGAUUUGCUUUGUGCGUUGUUUUUGAACUCCAUGAGCACCAUCAGGUUGAUGAGCUUGAUAUUUUUCAAUUCGAGAAUUUUAACGCUACUCAUCAUCUUGCAUGUUGCCUGAGGCUCAAUGGAAGAGAGGCAGAAGCAUGCAGAAUAGUGCCUGCAUUUCGCUUCAGUGAAGAAUUUGGCCAGGUUGAGUCAGAUCACCUGUGGCUAUUCUAUGCAUCUCGUGAUGCAUUCUCUGUUGAUGAAUUCUCUGUUGGUCAAGAGUGGUCGCAUAACAGUUGGAGUCAGCUUGAUUUCUUAUUUAAAACCACAGGCCUGGGUUUGAAGGUGAAGGAGUCUGGAGUCCGUCUGAUAUAUGAGCAAGAUGUGCAAGAGUUGAAGCAAACAACCACUCAAUCAAGCAGUAUGAUGUCUACAUAUGAGGAUAUAUUGAUUGAUUUUGACAUUCCAGUUGAAGGGGAAACCAGUGGCACUGGUAGCGGAAUUUGCACACUUGAAGAAUUGUAG
This is a messenger RNA of Rosa chinensis, 2540 nucleotides long. RefSeq names its product disease resistance protein RPP2B-like. Gene Ontology annotation, biological process: defense response. NCBI's taxonomy places the organism in Eukaryota, Viridiplantae, Streptophyta, Magnoliopsida, Rosales, Rosaceae. Bases 216 to 2540 code for a protein of 774 amino acids. The record is from RefSeq and is a predicted model, not a curated record. The transcript is spliced from 4 exons. Gene Ontology annotation, molecular function: protein binding.